Messenger RNA from Yarrowia lipolytica CLIB122, 738 nucleotides. RefSeq lists its product as uncharacterized. The record is from RefSeq and is a predicted model, not a curated record. Lineage: Eukaryota; Fungi; Ascomycota; Dipodascomycetes; Dipodascales.
AUGGAGAGCUCUCUUUCCACGGCGAUUACAAACACAACGUCGUCGUCGCCCAAGCGGAUAUACGCCGGUCUGCAGCAAAUCCGAUCGAUUUUCAAGAGUCUGGUUCGAGCUGCUCGACAGACGUCCAACAUUGAUCUAUGCUCCAACUUCGAGGAGUACUCGCAGUUGCAGGAGUCGUUCGAGUAUAAUGUGGCAUCUAACCUCGUGACGACAAUUGAACGCAUGCUUACCAGCGCAGACACCAUCCAGCAUCUCCCCUUUGCCAUCGAUCUCCUUCGAGGAGCUCUUUUGCUGCAUCAACCCAGUCGGCGCAUCUUUGCCACCGAAAACAACAUGGGCCUGUUCAUCAAGCUGCUUGGAACCCCCCAGGCCGUUGACGUGACGAUUCGAGCGCUGGUCGCUUGUUUGCUGCGUGAAGUGCCCAACAUCCGACUGUUUGAACACAUGGGAGGCCUGGCCACCAUCUGCACGCUGUUCAAGCGAAAGGAGACUCCCAAGGACGUGAAGCUCAAGAUCCUCGAGUUUCUCUUCUUCUACCUCAUCCCCGAGACUCAGACCAGGCAGAACGUGGACAAAUCCAAGACUCUGUACCGACAGACCAUGUCGAGAGACAAUGUGUACCGCCUGACGACCGAGGACAAGCAGAUCAUGCUAGGCAAGUAUCUCAGUAACGUCAACGGACUUGUUCGAGAGCUGCAUGAGAGCAAGCCCUUUGGCGAUAUGAUUCUUGAGUGGUGA